Ilex paraguariensis (yerba mate) is the source of this 1135-nucleotide messenger RNA. The record is from the annotation of a GenBank genome assembly. NCBI's taxonomy places the organism in Eukaryota, Viridiplantae, Streptophyta, Magnoliopsida, Aquifoliales, Aquifoliaceae.
ACAUCCUUGGCAACAGCAAAGACCCAUGGAUUGAUUGCCGGGCGACUUGCGACAAGUAAAGUUUCAUUUUCGCCAAUCCAAAUCAUCAUCUUCUCUUCUUAUCAUUUCUGGACUCUCUGUCCCUUCUUUGUUGGAUCUCCCUUUCUCUCAGUGCUCCGACUUCAAUAGCCGCUGAUCUACUCUGUCCGAGAGUUUGACUAUGAUGGUUGGACGUAGAGUGAUCCACCAGUUACUGAGGGGAAGACUUCAAUCUCAAUCCACUGCGUCUCCAAUUUUGUCAUCCCUUGUUUCAAAGAAAGAUCAAGAGGGGGUUGGAUCUGCUGGCAUGAAGUCCCUGAGAGCAUUUGCACUCGUUGGAGCAAGUGUGUCUGGGCUUUUGAGUUUUGCAACAAUAGCAUCUGCCGAUGAGGCUGAACAUGGUUUAGAGUGUCCAAGCUAUCCUUGGCCUCACCAAGGCAUUCUCAGUUCAUACGACCAUGCUUCGAUUCGCCGUGGUCACCAGGUUUACCAACAAGUCUGUGCGUCUUGCCAUUCGAUGUCCCUGAUUUCAUAUCGUGACUUGGUUGGUGUGGCAUAUACAGAAGAGGAAACAAAGGCUAUGGCAGCUGAGAUUGAGGUGGUUGAUGGGCCUAAUGAUGAGGGUGAGAUGUUUACCCGCCCGGGGAAACUGAGUGACCGUUUUCCUCAGCCAUAUGCAAAUGAACAAGCUGCUAGAUUUGCAAAUGGAGGGGCCUAUCCUCCAGAUCUAAGUCUCAUCACCAAAGCUCGUCACAAUGGUCAAAACUAUGUAUUCGCCCUUUUAACUGGUUACCACAAUCCUCCUGCUGGUGUUUCCAUCCGAGAAGGACUGCACUAUAAUCCUUACUUUCCUGGGGGAGCUAUUGCAAUGCCCAAAAUGCUUUCUGAUGGCGCUGUGGAGUAUGAAGAUGGUACCCCUGCAACCGAAGCUCAGAUGGGGAAAGAUGUGGUGACAUUUCUAUCAUGGGCUGCAGAACCGGAAAUGGAAGAGAGAAAACUCAUGGGAUUCAAGUGGAUAUUUGUACUGUCACUUGCACUGCUUCAAGCUGCUUACUACAGACGCUUGAAGUGGUCGAUUUUCAAGUCUCGUAAGCUGGUCCUUGACGUUGUCAAUUAG